Molecule: messenger RNA, 2397 nt
Organism: Ruditapes philippinarum (Manila clam)
Lineage: Eukaryota; Metazoa; Mollusca; Bivalvia; Venerida; Veneridae
Product: amiloride-sensitive sodium channel subunit alpha-like
Exons: 11
Coding region: 1-2079 (692 amino acids)
Biological process (GO): sodium ion transmembrane transport
Cellular component (GO): membrane
Molecular function (GO): ligand-gated sodium channel activity
Source: RefSeq, a predicted model, not a curated record
AUGGAUGGUGUUGAAUUUUACCGCGGUCACAGGAGUGACGUUUCUCGGUCACGGAAUAAUUCUUUGAGAUAUGAUGAGAUCGGAGAAAUAAAUUCCUCCAAAGAUUAUCAUAACAAGAUAAAUUAUUGUCAUUUUUACAAUGGCUCUAACUUUAAUAAUGCCAGCGUCAUGUAUGGAAAUUCUGGAAACGAAACAGCAUACAAAACUUAUCUUCAAUUAUUUUUACAGACUGAGCGAGAGGUAGAAAAUACUUCCGGCAGCAUAAAAUCGCUUGAUUCUACCGGCAAACAGAAGAGUUUUCGACGCCUCAUUACCAGGUUUGCCGAGAAAACAUCGAUGCAAGGUGUCCCUUACAUUAAUAAUGCAAAGUUUUGGUGGGCAAGACUAAUUUGGUGUUUUAUGUUGCUUGUUGCCAUUGUCGCAAUGUCUUUGCACCUUUGGUAUCUUAUUAACCAAUACACAGACUAUCCUGUACAGACAAAAAUUUCGUUAGGAUUCCAGACUCUGAAAUUUCCCGAGAUUACUUUUUGUAACGCAAAUGUCAUGCACAAAGGGCAUUUAGACAAAUACGACGGAGCUGAAAAGUUAAAAGAGCUUCUUGAAAACUUGCAUCCAGAAAACCUUGUACCUGAUCAGUAUGAUCCCAGCUAUAAUCCACACGCACCGAAAAGCCCACCUCCAGAUAAUGAACAAGGCGGUGAUUACCUGGGAAAGGACGGACCUUCACAAGGAGGGUCGAAUUUACCAGGGGGUCCGCAAAGCGGUAGUGAUUCUGAUUCUCAAAAAACACCAUCUAGAGGCAAACGUUUUAUUGAGAAGUACAAAACGUUCAAUAAAACUCUGUUUGACGGCAAAGAACGUCCUAACCUUCGAGAAAACGAGCCGAAAGAUAAACAUGCUUUCGAUGGAGAACUUGAUCACAGGACAGAGAUUGAAGAAUUCUUUAAAUGGCUGUUUAUGUCAAUUAACAAACAGGAGAGAGCUGAACUAGGCCACAAUAUAUCAGAUAUGCUGAUCAGCUGUACGUUUAAUGGAAGAAUGUGCUCUUCAAAUAUGUUCAAACUACAUCAGACGACAGAAUAUGGUAAUUGCUGGUCAAUUAGCUCUGACAAAUUUAAAGUGAAACAUCCUGGACCAUCUGGAGGGCUAACAAUGGUGUUUUAUCUUGAAACUGAGGAGUAUUUAAAAGGUCUGACGACAGGAUAUGGUGCUAAGAUUCAGAUACAUGAGCAACGUACAUAUCCUUUCCCUGCAGAAGAAGGGCUGUUUAUUCCAGCUUCCAUGGAGACAAAUAUUGGCCUAAGAAUGAGAUCAAUUUCACGAGAAAACGGAUUAUAUGGAAACUGUAAUAACGGGCUGGAGCUGGAGAAAUCUACACGGUAUAAAUAUACUAGAUCGGCAUGCCAGUACCUUUGUUUGACUGACGAAAUAAUUGACAAAUGCGGCUGCUUUGACGAAAGGUUGGAGGAAAUGGCGUUGAGUAGAAAUGAUGAGCUCCGACCUUGUCGAAGUCAGACUGGCAAAUGUGCUAUUUUUCAGAUGAUAUUACUGCAAGGAAUAUGCGACAAAGACCCGGAUGAAUGCGUUUUAUUGAGAACAUUUGUUGAUAAUCCAGUAAAAAUGAAUAAAAACUUCUUGAAGCUUAAUAUAUAUUAUGAAGAUCUGAACUAUGAGAAUCUCACAGAAGUUCCGGAAAUAGAGGUUCAGCAGUUUCUUUCUGACGUGGGCGGAGCUAUUGGUUUAUGGAUAGGUCUGUCAAUACUGAGCCUUUGUGAACUUGUCCAACUAUUUGUUGAGUUAUGUGAUUACGGUAUACAUAAAACAAUUAAGGAAAAAAGAAAAGGAAGAAGACAACGUCGGAAAGGUAAAAGAAACCUUGCCAACGGUACUUCAAAACAUCGAAAUGAUUGGUCAGGAAACAAUUUUGACCCGGACACAAUUAUACCUCCAGUCGAUUUGCCAAAAAGACAGCCAAACGAUAGCUCCAAAGAAUAUUCGUACACCGGAAGUGACGUCAUGUAUGACCGUCCGCGUACGGAAAUUGAUAACAAACCACAGUACUCAUAUUUAAGGCACUGAUGAUAUGGUAUCUUAAGUAGCGUUCCACGUCUUUGACAAUGAUAUUGUAGUUCUAUUUGAAUGGACAUCUCAAUUUACUUUUGUAGUUCAUUUGAAAGAAAAAUUUGGAUCGUGUGUAUACAUUUUUAAAAAGGACACAUAAAUCAUCUAUUAACAUUUUAAACGUCAAAAUCAAUCUUACAAGCCGCUUUUGUUCUUAGUAAUAGAUGUUGUUAAUACAGUUUUGUAUAUAAUCUGAGCAAAUCGCAAAACAUAUAAUGUUUUUAUCGUCAUAUUACUUUUAAAUGUUACUUUGUUUUAUCGAUAAAUCGCUUUAUA